Messenger RNA from Cavia porcellus (domestic guinea pig), 13031 nucleotides. It is a transcript of the gene Usf3, whose product is annotated as upstream transcription factor family member 3. The record is from RefSeq and is a predicted model, not a curated record. NCBI's taxonomy places the organism in Eukaryota, Metazoa, Chordata, Mammalia, Rodentia, Caviidae. Gene Ontology annotation, biological process: positive regulation of transcription by RNA polymerase II; negative regulation of epithelial to mesenchymal transition. The transcript has 8 exons. The coding region runs from base 510 to 7214 and encodes 2234 amino acids. Gene Ontology annotation, molecular function: protein dimerization activity; RNA polymerase II transcription regulatory region sequence-specific DNA binding; DNA-binding transcription activator activity, RNA polymerase II-specific.
AGGGGGGUUGGGAAAGUUGAGGCAGUGCUGCCGCCGGGUCUCCGGCCUUGAAGGCUCCGGCUCGCAACGGCGGCGGCGGCCGCAGGAAGAGGCAGCGGGGGCGGGGGGAGAGGGGGGCCUGGGCCCGCGCUCCCCCAGCCCCGGAGGAGCAGGCGGCGGCCGCGGACGGAGAGAUUCGCCGGGGCAGUCAGACACCCCUGCUUGCCCUGCCUGGGAUCAUGACCCAGGCGGGGGUCGCCGCCGCCGCCGCCGCCGCCACCAGCGCGGCCGAGACCGCGCAGCCGGCGGUUAGAAGAAAACAUAACCUAUAGACCAUCCUCUGGCUGAAGAUGAUAGAUUUGGAUCAGAAACGGGAGGUGUUGGAAGCCAGGAAUCAAAAGUGAAGAAACUCUGCAAACUCUUGGGUGAGAAAGAGGAACAAGGAACAGCUAUGCUUGCACCUCCUCCAGUUACCAGAACAGCUCACCAGCUUGGCAGACCUCCUUUGGAAGGUUCCUACCACUGUCACCAUGCCAGAAAUGACAGAGCAUGAGACUCCUACAAAAAAGCAGCACAGAAAGAAAAACCGGGAGACACACAAUGCAGUGGAGAGGCAUAGAAAGAAGAAAAUCAAUGCUGGGAUAAACAGGAUAGGAGAGCUGAUUCCCUGUUCCCCUGCCCUGAAGCAGAGCAAGAAUAUGAUCCUGGACCAAGCCUUUAAAUAUAUAACAGAAUUAAAAAGGCAGAAUGAUGAACUCCUGUUGAAUGGAGGAAACAAUGAGCAAGCUGAAGAAAUUAAAAAGCUACGGAAACAACUGGAAGAAAUCCAAAAAGAAAAUGGCCGCUAUAUUGAAUUACUGAAAGCAAAUGACAUAUGCUUAUAUGAUGACCCCACAAUCCACUGGAAAGGAAACCUUAAAAACUCAAAGGUAUCUGUUGUUAUUCCAAGUGACCAGGUUCAGAAAAAUAUCAUUGUUUAUUCCAAUGGGAGUCAGCCUGGUGGAAACAGUCAAGGAACAACGGUUCAGGGUAUAACCUUUAAUGUUGGUCAUAAUUUACAGAAGCAAACAGCCAAUGUGGUGCCAGUACAGAGAACUUGCAAUCUUGUGACUCCUGUGUCUAUUUCUGGAAUUUACCCUUCUGAAAACAAGCCAUGGCAUCAGACCACAGUUUCUGCAUUGGCUGCCAAUCAACCUGUUCCUCUUUGUCUUCCUGCUACCAUUUCUGCUCAAAAUAUUCUUGAGCUUCCCACCUCUGAAAGUGAAGCAAGUGUGCUCGGUGCCACCGGAGGCUCACUGAUUGCUGUAACAGUUGGUCCUGAACCUCAUCAGCAUCCUUCCUCACACACAUGUCCAAAUGAUCAGAAUUCUUCUGAAAAUAACAGUGGGUUAGACAGCACCAAAUUAGUAAAGAAGACAUCCCCCUGUCUCACAAAUGUCUCCUCCAGCUCCUCAGCCACUGCCACUAAGGUACACUGUGGAACCAAGUCCUGUUUGAGCCUUCAGAACUGCAGAGGUGAUUUGCAAAAUACCUUUGUUGUUUCAGUUACCACAACAGUCUGGUCCCAGCCUCCCAAACCUGCAGGAAAUCCUUCUCCACUGAGCAUUAGCAAGUGCACAGACUCAACAAAUAUAACCACAGUGGUGGCAUCUUCUGUCCCUGGAGUAGGGAAGACCACUAGUCCAGUAAGCACACUUUCCACAAAUCCUUUGGACAGUAGUUGGACUCUUUCUUGUUCUUUGCCUUCUUCAAGUGCUAGUGCUUCAGAUUUGAAAAACAUUAACAGCCUUACCCGAAUAUCUUCAGCUGGAAACACACAGACAACGUGGACUACUUUGCAACUGGCAGGAAACACUAUUCAGCCCUUAAGCCAGACACCAUCUUCCACUGUGACUCCAGUGUUGAGUGAGUGUGGUACUAGCCCCACCACAAGCAACCACAGUAGACAUGUGACCACAGGCAUCAGUUUAAAUAAUUCCCUUCCCGCAGAUGGACAGCCAGUUGAGCAAGUAGUUGUUACGUUGCCUUCUUGUCCACCUUUACCUAUGCAGCCGCUAAUUUCCCAGCCACAAGUUAAAUCUCAACCUCCAAAAAAUCUCCUUCCACUGAAUUCAGCAAUGCAGGUGAUUCAGAUGGCUCAGCCAGUUGCACCAGCUGUUAAUGGAGCUUCAGCUAAUCAAAACGUUAUCAUUCUUCAGCCACCCAGCACCACCCCCUGCCCAACAGUGAUGAGGGCAGAGGUUCCAAACCAAACAGUAGGGCAACAGAUAGUCAUCAUACAGGCAGCUAAUCAGAAUCCGUUGUCACUCCUUUCUGCUCCACCUCCUGGUUCUGUUCGACUCCCUGUCAAUGGAGCCAGUGCUAUAGUAGGCUCUAGUAAUUCAGUGCAAAAUGUUUCUACCCCACAGACUUUUGGAGGAAAGCAUCUUGUCCACAUAUUACCAAGACCUUCAUCUUUAUCAACAUCUAGUUCAACCCAGACUUUUUCUGUUACCAUGUCAAACCAACAACAGCCUCAGACCAUCUCUUUAAAUGGACAGCUCUUUGCUUUGCAGCCUGUGAUGUCUUCAUCAGCAACUACAAGUCAAACCCCUAUGCAAAUUAUUCAACCCACCACCAGCGAAGAUCCAAAUACUAACGUUGCCCUGAAUACAUUUGGUGCUUUGGCCAGCCUCAAUCAAAGCAUAUCACAGAUGGCUGGGCAAAGCUGUGUACACCUGUCUAUUAGUCCCUCUGCCAAUCCUCAAACUGCUGCAAAUAGUCAAACCAGCCCUGCUAACUGUGUUUCAUUAACAGCAGGUAUAGCACCUCCCAUGACAACAGAUAAUUCAGCCACUCUACCCAGUACUUACAGUCUUGUGACUACUUCAGUAAACACUACUGCUUGUUUGCCGCCAGCCAUGAAGUCAAAAAGGUUAACUAAGAAGCCAGGUGCCAAGAAACACUUAGCAGCUAGCAAACCGGCGUGUCCCCUGAAUCCAGUCAGAGAAGUAGGCAAGUUAGACCGCCCCAGACCUGAAGGCUCCGUAGAGCCACCAUGUCACGAUGGACUGCUGGAAAGCCUUCCUGUUGUUCUACCAUCUGUCACUGUGUCCGAAGCAAAUAAUGUUAGUGUUUCUGCUUCACAUUCUUUGGAUGUUCUAAAUUCUGAAACAGUAAUGCCUGAAUCGGUGUCCAAAUCUAAGUCAGCAGAAGCAUCUAGCUCACCCUGCCAAGAAUCUGUAACAAGUGAACAUUUUGCAGCAUCCCCAGAAAAAUCCAAAGAUUCUGUGCCCAUUUUGGAACAAGAGACAUCUCAGGAUAGACCACCAACUAGUUUAGCAUUGUCAGAUGCUACCAAGUCCUGCACUUCAGCCAAUGCAUUAAUUCCAUCUCCAGGUGAUUCCCAGGUUUUGGUUUCUCAGGUUUCUGGUUUGUCAUCCACCACAAGCACUACAAAUACGGACUGUGUUUCUGAGGUAGAAAUCAUCACAGAACCUUGCAGGAUUGAGCAAAGUUCAUCAGAUACAAUGCGAGCUGCAGGGCUCUUAAAGGGGCAAGGUUUAACUACAUUGCUGUCUGAUCUUGCUAAAGAAAAGGACCCUCAGAAAUUGUCUCUUUCGGUACAAAUUGAUCAUCCUGACUUUUCUUCAGAAAAUUCUAAGGUAGUUGAUUCCACUGUGGAUUUACAUCCUAAACAGGAAUUAUUACUGGUGAACAGUGAAGACAGUGAUCCACCACAGCAGCAUUCCUGCCUCCCUGAUCAGGAAGUUAUGAAUGGUUCUCUCCUUGCCAGGCAGGCUGACUCUCCCAUGUCAACCAGCUCUGGCAGUAGUCGUAGCUUCUCAGUGGCAUCCAUGCUUCCUGAAACAACUAGAGAAGAUGUGACCAGCACUACAACAACUAACACAUGUGACAGCUGUACCUUUGUAGAGCAAACUGAUAUAGUAGCUCUUGCAGCAAGAGCUAUUUUUGACCAGGAGAACAUCGAGAAGGGAAGAGCUGGCAUCCAGGCUGAUAUGAGAGAGGUUACUUCAAAGUCUUCUGAAGAAUCAUCUUUGGAGGGAGACCAACCUUUCAAAUCACACAUCCCUAAAGAGACUGACACAGGACAGGGAGAAACAACAGCAAGUGAAUAUAACUCUCAGGAUUCAGUUGAAGUGACAGGGGAAAGACCCCUUCAAAAACCAAGUUGUUCUCUAGGAAUUAAAACAUCAAAUGCCUCCUUGCAGACUGCUUCUUCUCAGCCACCAAGCCUCACCAGUUUAAGUGUGAAUAAUCUUAUCCACCAAAGCAGCAUCACUCAUCCUCUGGUCAGUUGUACAGGUUUAUCCCAAACUUCAGACCAAACAACUGUUCCUACGACAGUGAAUCUGACUGUUUCAUCUAGCUCCUAUGGCAGCCAGCCUCCUGGGCCAUCUCUGAUGACAGAAUAUCCCCAAGAACAGCUAAAUACUAUGGCUAGUACCAUACCAAAUUCACAGAUUCAAGAGCCCCUUUUAAAACCAAAUCAUGAAAACCGUAAAGAUUCUACCAAGCGUGCUGUCCAGGAUGAUCUGCUACUGUCAUCUGCUAAGCGUCAAAAGCAUUGUCAGCCAACCCCUCUCAGGCUUGAAAAUAUGUCCCUGAUGAGUCGAACUCCAGAUAGCAUUUCUGACCAAGCUCAAAUGAUGGUUAGUCAGAUCCCUCCCAACUCUUCAAACUCAGUUGUGCCUGUUAGCAAUCCAGCACAUGGAGAUGGCCUUACACGAUUGUUUCCACCUGGUAACAACUUUGUGACCUCUGCAUUGAGGCAAACAGAAGUUCAGUGUAGUUCUCAGCCUUCAGUUGCUGAGCAGCAGCAAACUCAGGCAAGUCAACAUCUGCAGGCCCUGCAGCAGCACGUUCCCCCUCAAGGGGUAUCUCACCUUCACAGUAACCAUCUCUACAUUAAGCAGCAGCAACAGCAGCAAGCCGGACAGUUAAGAGAGAGACAUCAUCUGUAUCAGCUGCAACAUCACGUGCCUCAUGCAGAGAAUGCUGUCCACUCCCAGCCCCAUAAUGUACACCAACAGCGAACUCUACAGCAGGAAGUUCAGAUGCAGAAAAAGAGGAAUCUUGUUCAGGGGACUCAGAGCUCUCAGCUUUCCCUACAACCAAAGCACCAUGCAACUGACCAAUCCCGAACCAAGAGUGGUCAGCCACAUCCCCACCAUCAACAGAUGCAGCAGCAGAUACAGCAACACUUUGCAAGUUCCCAGCCCGAGAAGAGCUGUGAAAACCCUUCAACUAGUCGGAAUCACCACAGCCACCCCCAGAACCAUCUCAAUCAAGAGAUUAUGCACCAGCAGCAGGAUGUUGGAAGCAGACAGCAAGGUUCAGGGGUCUCUUCUGAACAUGUAUCUGGGCAUAAUCCAAUGCAGAGGCUUUUGACAUCCAGGGGCUUAGAGCAGCAGAUGGUGUCCCAGCCAAGUAUUGUGACUAGAUCUUCAGACAUGACUUGUACUCCACAUAGGACAGAGAGAAAUCGAGUUUCAAGUUACUCUGCUGAGGCACUCAUUGGAAAGACAUCUUCUAAUUCAGAGCAGAGAAUGGGUAUACCAAUUCAAGGUUCCAGGGUGUCAGAUCAGCUUGAAAUGAGAAGCUAUCUUGAUGUUCCCAGAAAUAAGAGCUUGGCAAUUCAUAAUAUGCAGGGUCGUAUAGACCAUACUGUUGCCUCAGAUAUCCGCCUUUCUGAUUGUCAGACAUUUAAACCAAGUGGAGCCAGUCAGCAGCCCCAGAGUAAUUUUGAAGUACAGUCUUCAAGAAAUAAUGAAAUAGGUAACUCUGUAUCAUCAUUGAGGAGUAUGCAGUCCCAGGCUUUUCGAAUUAGCCAAAACACUGGGCCACCACCAAUUGACCGUCAAAAGAGAUUACCUUACCCACCAGUUCAGAGCAUCCCAACGGGAAAUGCUAUCCCGCCAAGGGACAGUGAAAAUACAUGUCACCAAAGUUUCAUGCAGAGUUUGCUUGCCCCUCACCUUGGUGAUCAGGUCAUUGGGAGCCAGAGAUCACUCUCAGAACAUCAGAGGAAUACACAGUGUGGUCCAUCCUCUGCAGUUGAAUAUAAUUGUCCCCCAACUCAUGAAAGUAUCCAUAUUAGAAGAGAUAGUGAGAGUCAGAAUCGAGAAAGUUGUGAUAUGUCUUUAGGUGCAAUUAACACCAGGAAUAGUACCUUGAAUAUUCCCUUUUCAAGUUCUUCUUCUUCAGGAGAUAUUCAAGGUCGAAACACAAGUCCCAAUGUUUCUGUACAGAAAUCUAACCCCAUGAGGAUUACUGACAGUCAUGGGACUAAGGGCCACAUGAACCCUCCUGUCACAACGAACAUGCAUGGGGUUGCAAGGCCAGCUCUGCCACAUCCAUCUGUGUCUCAUGGAAAUGCUGAGCAAGGGCCUCCUGUACGUCAAGCUAAUACUUCAGUUCCCCAAAGAUCGAGACAUCCCUUACAAGACAGUGGUAGUUCCAAAAUUCGUCAGCCUGAAAGGAAUCGUUCCGGAAACCAAAGACAUAGUAAUGUCUUUGAUCCAAGUCUUCCCCAUCUUCCUCUCUCUACUAGUGGCAGUAUGAUUCUUGGACGUCAACAGCCUGCUACAGAGAAGAGAGGAAGUAUUGUUCGCUUCAUGCCUGACAGUCCGCAAGUACCUAAUGAUAAUUCAGGUCCUGACCAGCAUUCAUUAUCCCAAAAUUUUGGUUUUCCUUUUAUUCCUGAGGGUGGCAUGAACCCACCAAUAAAUGCUAAUACUUCUUUCAUUCCACAGGUCACUCAGCCUAGUGCCACUCGAACUCCAGCCCUCAUCCCAGUAGAUCCCCAAAAUACUCUACCCUCUUUCUAUCCCCCAUAUUCUCCUGCUCAUCCUACGCUGUCCAAUGAUAUUUCAAUCCCCUACUUUUCGAACCAGAUGUUCUCAAAUCCCACCACAGAGAAAGUAAACAGUGGAAGUUUAAAUAACCGAUUUGGAUCUAUUCUAUCUCCUCCCAGACCUGUUGGCUUUGCUCAGCCAAGUUUUCCUCUUCUGCCUGAUAUGCCACCAAUGCACAUGACCAACUCUCACUUAUCUAACUUUAAUAUGACAUCCUUGUUUCCGGAAAUAGCAACUGCUCUUCCCGAUGGCUCAGCAAUGUCACCUUUGCUUACAAUAGCAAACUCUUCUGCCUCUGACUCUUCCAAGCAGUCCUCAAACCGACCUGCCCAUAACAUAAGCCAUAUUUUAGGUCAUGAUUGCAGUUCAGCUGUCUAAGUAGAUAAGUACAUGUAAUGGUAUUAGGUGAGGUUACAAAUGUACUUGUGUGUGCUCACAUGCUUAUAUGUACACAAAGAGAGGGUUGUGUAUGUAUGUCUUUGUGCUUUUUUUUCCUCUUUGUGUUUGUAUAAUCAAUUUUCAGUUAUCUUCUGAAUGCUAGAGAGGCCAUGUCAGAGAUGUUAGCUUGUCAAAUACAAGUUAGCUUUAAUUUUUAACUGCACAAUGUACUUUUUUUAAUCUUUGAAGUAGAUUUACAUUUCCAUAUUUGAUUUGUAAUUUUAUAGUCUCUGACUAUUAAUCAGUUGGAGGUUAAGGAAGAUCAUCUUGGCAAUGUGCUGGGUAGAAGGAAGGAGCUGAGAUUUGAAACUUGAUUAUUGAUAAUUUUUAAAGUACUUGAGGUAGCUGAGUUGCUGUCUAAAAAUAUGGGCAACUUGGUAAGACACAGUGAUGCGUAGUGAGAUGCUGGCUAAUAACAUCUAAAACAACUUUUAUACUAUGGUCAGUGUUAAAUUGAUGUCAAUUAAAUAUCCUCACUAGAGCCAAGUAUUGGCAAAUAAAUGGGUUGUUUAAUCAGCCUUCAUUCCCCAGGGUUGGUUUAGAUAGAGGCUUUUUUUCUUAAUUAUAAUUUUCAUAAAAUAUCUGAAUUCCAUGAAUUAUUCUUCAAAGUAAGGAAUCACAUUUUCCUUGAAUGUGCCAAGAUCCUUUAAAGCAACAGUCUUCCUUAGACAGUUAGCCUUAAAAAUAGACCUGAAAAGUAAAGUACAUAAAUAUUUUUCAUUUUUGUACUUGCAGUUUGCAUCAGCCCCUAAGAAUAAAAAGUAGUUAUACAGUAGAGUUUUUCAUGAGUUCAGUUAAAGAGUGGUGUUUUACCAGUUGAGUUUUUUGGCUUUGUUGUUCCCCGAUGUUGGGUGUUGAACUUACACUAGGUAAGCACUACAGCUCUGACUUAUAUCCCCAGCCUUCAGUUGAGUUUGGUUUAGUAUUCUUUCUUUUCUGUCAGUAAAUAAUGUAUUUAGAAUCUACACAUUUAUUUGAGCCUUACUUUUAAAAUAUUUCAACAGAGUUUUAAACCCUCAGUAUUUUCAUUUACUGAUAUUUAUAUUUUAAAUAUGGUAUUGUCUAUUGCAUUAUUACCCUUCAUAAGAAUGAGGUGAAUUACAUUAAGAUGAAUUUGUUAUUUUUCUUAAUGGUAGAUGUGAAAUGGUGCUUCAAAAAAGUAUAUAUGUAUGUGAAUGUGUGAGAGUAUGUAUGAAAACAGAUUUUAAAGUAUAAACUGGUUCUUACUAUUCCACAGUGUAUAAAUAUUUGAGAAUGUGUUAUACAUGAUAAAUACAUACAAUUUUAUGUUAAUUAAAAACUAAAUAAAAUUUGAAAAAAAAAUAGGCCUGCCAUCUGAAAAUGGAAAAUUGAAACCUGCUAAAAAACAGAAAAACCUGAUAUGGGUGGAGUUUUUAAAGACCUCUCUGAUGUUAAUAAUAAAUUGAAAAACACUUAUAUUGAAUUUUGAAAAUUUAAGAAAACCUAAGAAAGCAACUGCUGUAUGUAUACUUGUUUUCUUAAACCUGUUGAACCUGACUUUUUAGUUUUAUUCUGCCAAAAAUGAAAUGGGAGAGAUGCAUAUAAAUUGUCCUGUCUACUGUGUUGAAGGAGUGAGCCCAGGGCCCAACAUGUUUUUUCCAUCCUGAGGAAGCCUCUCUGGCCUGGUCAGAGCAGUUACUUCCAAUGAAUACCUCUUCUAAAGACUCAGCGCAAGGGUUGUUUGUGCCUCUUGAACUGUUCUCACCAAACACUCCUGUUUCUGCUGCCAACUAAAGCAGCCUCCCUGGGGGCCAAAAAAAAAAGUGUGAACAAAAGAAACCUAUGUUGUUUUCCUUCAAAAAGAUCGUGGAGAAGAAUAGGAGAGCUUCAUGAAUAAAUUAUUUAAAAUGAUGGAUAUACAUAACAGUUUAAAACUUUGUUAUGCAUGAAAAGCAAGACUCAUGAUUUGCUUUUUAAUUCUGUUGAGUUUUAAGCUUUAACAUUAAGCUUUUAAUUUGUACUUGAAAGAUCUAGUCCGUUUCAAGAAGGGAAGUUUUCUGUGCCUCUGGCCAUUCAUUCUCCCUCUCUUCUCGUUCUGUUUCUCCAUCUCACACACACUGCACAUCACAGUGGCUGUUGAGUCCUGAAGAACUGGAGACUGCUAGAGAUGGCUGGAGCUAAAGUAUUGACAGAGGAGAUUCUUUUGGUUUUUUUUGAGAUGAGGUCUGAUUGUGUUGCCCAAGCUGGUCUCAAACUCUUGGGCUAAAAUAAUCAUCCUGCCUCAGCCUUCUGAUUAACUAGGACUAUUGGCAUACAUCACCAUGCCUCACUGAGAAGCUCAGUUUAAAUACUGCAGCGCACAACUCUCUCUCUUGCAUUCACUUUAUUUACUACUUAGCUGUGUGCAGAGAUAGCAUUUGCAUUUUCUCAGAACUUUCUUUCCAAGAAUUCAACACUUUGAUACUGAAUGAGUCUCAGGAAGACUUCCUUGGCCAUCUAACGAAAGAUGUGACCAUCUGCAAAUAACUGGGUUUCUACUUAUAUGCAGCUCUACCUUAUAGACAUGAUACAUACAUGUGGUAUAGAUCAUUUCGUAAAUGGGCUGGACUCUGUACAUGUUCACAGCAUAGUGCUCCUAUUUGAUUUAAAAGCAUAAGCACUUACUAGCAGUAUUUUUUUAUUAGAGCUACAUGACUUUGGGGAAAGAAAUUUGUUAUAAACUAUCUUGUGAUAUCUUGCAAUAUCAUAAGGAUGCAAGGAUGUAAAGGAAUUGCAGAAAAUGCAGUCAAGUUUUGCUUAAAGUAAAUUUAGUAUUAUUUUUUGCUCAUUAACAUGACUAUAUAAGCCAAAUAAUUUCAUAACAUUGAAAUCCACAAAUGUUUGAGUCAUAGGUUAAAUCAUUUCUCUUUCAUCAUUACUGAUCACAGACUCAGUUAUGGAAAGUGGCUGAUUCCUUUCAUCAUUUAACAGUUCUAAUGAAGUGAAAAAUUUCGUUUCUCUUCAUAUUUUGACUUUGUCAAUGAGUUUGUUAAAUAUGUCAGUGAAUGAGAUAAACCCAUUUCUUUUUUUUUUUUUUAAACAUAGGUUACUUUGGGAUGUCACGUUUUGUGUCACUGCAGGAAAUUUUUGUUUUUGUUGUAAGAAUUUUUGGGCUAUCAGAGGUAGCAUCCUUUUUCUAACUGAGACAUGAGAUUUCUACAGAGAUCAUGAUUUAUAAAAUUUAACUGAAAUGUGAAAGUGGAGGAAAUGUGUUUUGCAGCAGUCUCCAGUCACAUAUUCCAGUUAUGUUGAACUGCAGUGGAGAUCAACUUUUUUUUUUUUUUUUUUUUGUCUUUUUUAUCGGUACCGGGGAUCGAACUCACAACUGCCUGCUUCCAAGGCAGGCGCUUAUGCCGCUGAGCUAAAUCCCCAGCCCCAGCCCAAGAUCAACUUCUUAAAAUCAGCUUUUUUUUUUUUUUUUGGAAUCAGGGAUUGAACUCAGGACCGCACACUUGGCAGGCAGGCACUUACACCACUGAGCUAAAUCCCCGGCCAAAAUCAGCUUUCUUAAGGUAUAGAAUUAUGUCACUUGCCUUGUUCUUGCCUUCUGAUAUUAGACCUUUAAUAGAGAGGCUGAAACUUGAACUUCCAAAAAGUAUAGACACACAUUUUAGUAAAAUAAAAAAUUUUCAACGUUGAAAUAGGCUAAAGAUUUAUUAAUAUGCAUUUUCUCAGCUUUAUUCCUUUGAUAUAUAGAUCCUUAGGCUCUUACUUUCUUCCAUUUGCUCUGUGUCAAACAGGUGACAGGUAACCUGGUCAUUUCUUCAACAGGAUAAUUACUCCUUUGUCUAGAAACAAUUAUUAGGCCUACCUUGUGUUAGUGAAUCAUACUUUCAAAUCAGCAAUUCAUAAUUUAUGGCUUUGGAACCACUAUGGUGCCAGGAGCAACAACAUAUUUAAAAACAGUAGUUCAGAAUUGAUCCAGAAUAUUUCAGUGUGCCAUGUGACUCUCUUCCUUGGUUUGGUGGACUUAUUUUUUUCCCCAUGGUCCAGUGAAGAGAAGGGCAACUGAAUGGCUUUGGAUCAAUAUCCGUAGGAGCCUGGAAGUCUUUGUAAUUCUAUCUAGACAAAUGCUGCCUGUACCUGGAAGUAAUUUACCUACCAGAGAUGAAUAAUAAUAGCCAAUGGCUAGCUACACAAUGUGGAGUAAUCCCCUUGAGUGAUGGUUUUAUGAUACUGAUAUGCAAUUAAAGGCAAAGAUUAAUUUCUUUUUGAGAUGCCUUUUUGGCUGAGUAUUAACUGUUUUUGCUUUCCCAAAGUUGUACAGAAAAGGGUCGUUUUUUAUUUAACUAUAUUCUGCAUUCUACUCUUCCUGUGUUGGGUUUCUACUAGAGUAAAACCUAGAGAAUGUGUGCAUUGGACUCUGUGGAGGCCACCACGUGUAGAAUAAGGCAGUCCAGUACUCUGUGGGAGGGGAACAUUGAGGACCUUGUUGGAUGCAGACCUGGUUCUGUCCCCAUGCAUCUAUCCUGGUACUGCACUUUAACUGAAACUGUGCCUCUGGUCCCUAGACCAGAUACUGGAGCAUAUCAUUUGUCCACUCCUCUGUUACAGUAAAAGACCAACUGGGAUGGUAUAUGCUGUGUAAUCAAACACCUCCUAGAAGACAAGUACAGUUGAUGUUUCUCACUGUUGCCUUAUCAUUAUCUGAGCCAUCUUUGAAACUGAUCUUGUAAAAAAAAAAUAGUAGCAAAACUUUUAAAUACAAAGCUUGUAUGUGGUGGUCAUUCAGCAUCUUUAUUUCUAGAUUCACAUAAAUAUCUACUGUAAUCUUUCUUGCACACGUAUGUAGUCAGACCCUUCACAAUCAUGAGUCAGAUUGAAAAUAUUGGACAUAAUAUCCAUAUUGGUGUUGUUUGGGAUGACUACAUAAUCCAUCAUAGAGAUUUCAUGUGAUAGAGGACAACUUCAUUUAUGAUGUCAUACAUUUUUUUAAGAAGAUGAACUUUUAUUUUUGGGGUUGUGUGUGCAGCGAUACACCAUACUAUUUCAUAGUAAUUUAAUGUCUGAUUCAUUUAAAUCCCUUCUUCACUUUUUUGAGACCUUUUCACCCUCCCGUCCUGAAGUCUUAAAAAUCACUUUCACCUGUGAGAUCACUGAAGCGCUGGACUUGACGAUGGUGGUAAAUUUUACUGGGGAGUUGAACUCUUGAUCUUCCGAGAAGAAAGGGACCAGACAGUGUUGCUUAAGAUGCUGCAGUUGUGUUACUGUGAAAAGAUUUGCUUCCACUUUCAGCAGGUUAUAUAUCUAUAUCUAUUUCUAUAUAUAUAUUUUCAUUUUGUUAAAAAAAAAAGGUUGAAAAAUCUGAGAACAUAAUUACCUUCACAAAUUAUUCAUAGACACACUGGGUGAGCUUACCAUAGGGCAGUUAUUAGGAAAAAAACUAAUUUUACUGCUUCAAUAGUAUAUUUGUAUCUAUUACCAUGCCAGCAAGAUCUGCUGUGCACUGUGUCCUAUUACUGUAAAACACCUGGUUUAUAAUUCUAAUGGAAAUUAAUUUGUUUUGUAAUGGAAUCCAGAAAAGAUAUGUAUAAUAGGAUUGUCUUACAGUUGUAAAUAAGAAUAGGUCCUGUUUAUUUUGACAUUUUUACAAAUGCAUUGUAUUAGGGUGUGAAUAUUCUGAACCAUGCUCUUGUUUAAAGUUUUGAAAUUUUUAUUGUUAAAUGUAACACUUUAAUGGUUGUAAUAAUUAUUUGUAUAGAUAUGAAUAUAGUAUUUUAUUUAAGAAAAUAAACUUUGCAAUUUUUUGCAUUGGAA